GAAGGCUGCGCCGAGCAGGCCCGCGAUGCGCUCGUCGUCGGCGGCCGCGGCGGCCCCGGCCGGCUCGCUGUGGGGGGAGUCGCUGCAGGCCCCGCCGCCCCCGGCCGCGCAGCCGCCGCCGACGCUCAACCGCCUUCCCGAGCCGCUGCUGCGGCGCCUCAGCGAGGGCUUGGACCGCGCGCCCGAGGGCCGCGGCUGGAGGCGCCUGGCCGAGCUGGCGGGCAGUCGGGGGCGCGUCCGCCUCAGUUGUCUCGACUUGGAGCAGUGUUCUCUUAAAGUCUUGGAGCCUGAAGGAAGCCCCAGCCUGUGCUUACUGAAGCUGAUGGGGGAAAAGGGGUGCACAGUCGUGGAACUGAGUGACUUCCUGCAUGCUAUGGAGCACACGGAAGUUCUCCAGCUUCUCAGCCGUCCCGGAUUAAAGAUCACUGUAAACCCAGAAUCAAAGGCAGUCUUGGCUGGACAGUUUGUGAAAUUGUGUUGCCGGGCAACUGGACAUCCUUUUGUGCAAUAUCAAUGGUUCAAAAUGAAUAAGGAGAUUCCCAAUGGAAAUGCAUCUGAACUUAUUUUUACUACUGUACAUGUAAAAGAUGCCGGCUUUUAUGUCUGUAGAGUUAAUAAUCAUUUUACCUUCGAAUUCAGCCAGUGGUCUCAGCUUGAUGUCUGUGAGCCCACAGAAGUAACAGGAAGCUUCCAAAGAAGUUGGGAUGGUGUCUCUGAAUCAAGAUUGCAGAUCUGUGUGGAACCUAAGUCCCAAAAGCUGAUGCCUGGCAGCCCCUUGCUACUACAGUGUGUAGCUGUUGGAAGCCCCAUACCUCACUAUCAAUGGUUCAAGAAUGAGUCACCGUUAAUACAUGAGACCAAAAAGCUGUAUAUGGUGCCAUAUGUGGAUUUGGAGCAUCAGGGAACCUACUGGUGUCAUGUAUAUAAUGAUCGGGAGAGUCGAGACAGCAGGAAGGUGGAAAUCACCAUAGGAAGAACAAAUGAGGCAGUGGAAUGCACCGAAGAUGAAUUACAUAAUCUUGGGCAUCCUGAUAAUAAAGAACGAACAGCUGAUCAGCCUUUGGCAAAGGACAAGGUUGCUCUUCUGAUAGGAAAUAUGAACUACCAGGAGCACCCGAAGCUCAAAGCUCCUUUGGUGGAUGUGUAUGAAUUGACCAACUUGUUGAGACAGCUGGACUUCAAAGUGGUGUCCCUCUUGGACCUUACUGAGAACGAGAUGUGCAAUGCCGUGAAUGAGUUUUUACUGCUUUUAGACAAGGGAGUCUAUGGGUUAUUAUAUUAUGCAGGACAUGGUUAUGAAAAUUUUGGGAACAGUUUUAUGGUCCCUAUUGAUGCUCCAAAUCCAUAUAGGUCUGAAAACUGUCUGUGUGUGCAAAAAAUACUGAAAUUUAUGCAAGAAAAAGAAACGGGACUCAAUGUGUUCUUACUGGAUAUGUGCAGGAAAAGAAAUGACUACGAUGAUACCAUUCCCAUCUUGGAUGCUCUGAAAGUUACCGCUAACAUUGUGUUUGGAUACGCCACGUGUCAGGGAGCAGAAGCUUUUGAAAUUCAGCAUUCUGGAUUGGCAAAUGGAAUCUUCAUGAAAUUUUUAAAAGAUCGGUUAUUAGAAGACAAGAAAAUCACUGUACUGCUAGAUGAAGUUGCAGAAGAUAUGGGAAAAUGUCAUCUCACCAAAGGCAGGCAGGCGCUCGAGAUCCGGAGCAGUCUGUCUGAGAAGCGGGCGCUCACCGACCCCAUCCAGGGGAGCACAUGCUCUGCGGAGUCUCUGGUGCGGAACCUGCAGUGGGCCAAGGCGCAUGAACUUCCAGAAAGCAUGUGUCUUCAAUUCCAGUGUGGUGUGCAGAUCCAGUUAGGAUUUGCUGCAGAGUUUUCCAACGUCAUGAUCAUCUAUACAAGUGUAGUCCACAAACCCCCUGAUAUAGUAAUGUGUGACACCUAUGUUACCGAUUUCCCACAUGUCCUAUAUAUUGAUCCAAAAGACACAAAUAAAGGGACGCCUGAAGAAACCGGCAGCUAUUUCGUAUCCAAGGAUCUCCCUAAACAUUGCCUCUACACCAGACUCAGCUCGCUGCAGAAACUGAAGGAGCAUCUCGUCUUCACCGUGUGUUUGUCGUAUCAGUACUCGGGCCUGGAAGACACUGUAGAGGAGAAGCAAGAGGUGAACGUUGGGAAACCCCUCAUUGCCAAGCUGGACAUCCAUCGGGAUCUGUCCUCCUUUCACACCUGCUUUACGUGUAGCGACCCAUACCCGAGUUCGGCCUCCAUGGCAGCGGGAUGUUAUCAGUCAUCGCAGGAUCUCUUCUGUGGGGCUUACCAGUCACAUCUGGGCAGUCCCAGCCAUGUGGUGCCAGCAGACAGCUGCCACUGCAGCCGGACUGCAGGCACCUUCCUGUCCGAUCACCCGAGCCACCACUAUUCGUGUCAGUUUGGUAGAAGCAAUGUGCCCGUGGAGACAACAGACGAAAUCCCUUUCGGCUUCUCCGAGCGGCUCAGGGUCUCUGAGAAGUGACCUCCUUGCCUCCUUGUUUUCAAGUGUCAGCCCCAUCACUCCUUUUCUCCUAUGCACCAAGUUCUCAUGUGAAGUAAGGAACAGCCAGGGUGGCCAUGCAGCGGUGUCGAGAGUCUGAGAACUCUGUUAUUUAACUCAGGUUUUUCCCUCUUCAUCUCUCCUGCUUGGGAUUCUGUGAACUGGUUUA
Sorex fumeus (smoky shrew) is the source of this 2696-nucleotide messenger RNA. RefSeq names its product MALT1 paracaspase (gene MALT1). NCBI's taxonomy places the organism in Eukaryota, Metazoa, Chordata, Mammalia, Eulipotyphla, Soricidae. Gene Ontology annotation, molecular function: cysteine-type endopeptidase activity. Gene Ontology annotation, biological process: proteolysis. The coding region runs from base 26 to 2509 and encodes 827 amino acids. The record is from RefSeq and is a predicted model, not a curated record. The transcript has 17 exons.